Meloidogyne enterolobii is the source of this 348-nucleotide messenger RNA. The record is from the annotation of a GenBank genome assembly. Lineage: Eukaryota; Metazoa; Nematoda; Chromadorea; Rhabditida; Meloidogynidae.
AAGAAGGCUAGUAACAAAAGCAAAAGGAAGAACAGAAAGCCGAAAAACAGCAAGAAAAGAAGUUCGAGAAGAUCCGGAAAGAAGAAAAUGGCAAUUAAAAACAAGAAUAAAGCGAAAAAUUCAAAAAAAUCGAAGGCUAAAAAAUCGAAGGCAAGGAAGGCAUUGAACAUUCAAGAAGCAAUGGAAUUUGCUGGACAAGCUAUGGAGUGUACGAAUUUGGAGGAGAAUACCUGGGAGGCUGUUGCUGACCAGGUCCGGCUUGUUAAAUUUAAAAGAGAAAUUUUUAUUUUUUUGGAAAGGUUUUUUGAAUUUAAAAAUUCCAUUUUUGAAGUUAAAGUGAAUUUUUAA